CCCAGAGCAGCUUCGGGACCAACAGCGUCGUGGAUCCUCCGUCUUUUGGUCUUCCUCGUUCCCCGAUUCGUUUCACGAGAGGAAGUUCUUCGUCAUCAUGUCAUUGUCUAUGCCCGGUCCCUCCCAGGCGGGCCUCUUCAAGCCUGGUUACCAGAGCCACGACGCCGAAGAUGGUGCCGUUAUCCGCAACAUCGAAGCCUGCCAGGCUAUCUCGCAGACCGUCCAAACGUCGCUUGGUCCCUACGGCCGCAACAAGAUCGUCAUCAACCACCUGCAGAAGAUGGUCCUUACCUCGGAUGCGGCUACGAUUCUGCGUGAGCUGGACGUCGUGCACCCCGCUGCCAAGCUGCUGGUCAUGGCCAGUCAGCAGCAGGAUGCGGAGAUGGGUGAUGGCACCAACCUGGUCAUCAUCCUGGCCGGAGAGUUGUUGAAGAAGGCUGAGGAGUUGCUGCGCAUGGGCCUGAAGACGAGUGAUAUCGUGCAGGGCUACGAGAAGGCACAGAACUUUGCCCUCAAAGUAUUAGAAGAUCUCGAAGUCGACCGUUUGCAGGAACUUCGCUCCCAGGAAGAACUCAGCAAGGCUCUCCGAACAGUCGUCGCUAGCAAGCAGUCCGGAACGGAGGAUACCCUGGCCUCGCUAGUCGCCGAGGCCGUUCUCGCCGUCCUCCCCAAGAACCCCGUCAACUUCAAUGUCGAUAACGUUCGUGUGGUUAAGAUCAUGGGUGGUAGUCUGGAGCAGUCCCGCGUGGUGAAGGGUAUGGUUCUCGGCAGAGAGCCGGACGGCACGGUCAAGAAGGCCACCAAGGCCAAGGUCGGUGUUUUCAGCUGCCCUCUCGACAUCUCCCAGACCGAGACCAAGGGUACCGUGCUCCUGAAGAACGCCCAGGAGAUGCUCGACUUCACCAAGGGUGAAGAGGAGCGUCUGGAGGCCGCCAUUAAGGAACUGUACGACUCGGGACUCCGCGUCGUCGUCUGCGGCUCCACCGUUGGUGAUCUCGCCAUGCACUACCUCAACCGCUUCAACAUUCUCGUGAUCAAGAUUCUCUCCAAGUUCGAGCUCCGCCGACUCUGCCGUGUCGUCGGUGCCACCCCUCUGGCUCGUCUGGGUGCGCCCAUGCCCGACGAGAUGGGCAGCAUCGACGUGGUCGAGACGACCGAGAUCGGCGGUGACCGUGUCACCGUCUUCCGCCAGGAGGCCCCCGAUACCGUGACCCGGACCGCCACCAUCGUCCUGCGCGGCGCUACCCAGAACCACCUGGAUGACGUCGAGCGUGCCAUCGACGACGGUGUCAACGCCGUCAAGGCCAUCACCAAGGAUCCCCGUCUGGUGCCCGGUGCGGGCGCGACCGAGAUCCAGCUCGUGGAGAGGAUCUCUGCCUUCGCCGACCGAACCCCCGGUCUGCCUCAGCACGCCAUCCGCAAGUACGCCGAAGCCUUCGAAGUGAUCCCGCGCACACUUGCCGACUCCGCCGGACUGGACGCCACCGAGGUCCUUUCCCGUCUCUACACAGCCCACCAGCAGCGUUCGAGCGCCUCGGAGGGAUCUUCGGGCGACGGUAGCUCCGAGGAGGCGGACCCUUACUGGACUACGGGUGUUGACCUCGAGUCGAGCGCCUCGACUGGCACCCAGGACGCCGUGGAGGAAGGCAUUCUGGAUCUGAUGGCCUCCAAGAGCUGGGCUAUUCGUCUGGCCAGCGAGUCGGCGCGGACGGUGCUCAGCGUGGAUCAGAUCAUCGUGGCGCGACAGGCGGGCGGUCCCAAGCCGCCAGGCCCCAACCCCAACUGGGACGAGGAUUAAAUGAGAUGAGCUAGCUAGGGUGAUUCUAUGUCUAAUUGGGUGUUAAAAUCAGAAUGGGAUAGAGACAUGAGAUUAUGAAAAGUCCAUUCACCGUUUGGGGAGGAGUAGUUAGUAAUGAGGGUUACUGUCUAUAAUGAGGAUACGGCAUGAACUCAUUC
Aspergillus steynii IBT 23096 is the source of this 1956-nucleotide messenger RNA. RefSeq names its product chaperonin-containing T-complex subunit CCT8. Gene Ontology annotation, biological process: protein folding. The transcript is spliced from 3 exons. NCBI's taxonomy places the organism in Eukaryota, Fungi, Ascomycota, Eurotiomycetes, Eurotiales, Aspergillaceae. Bases 98 to 1798 code for a protein of 566 amino acids. The record is from RefSeq and is a predicted model, not a curated record. Gene Ontology annotation, cellular component: chaperonin-containing T-complex. Gene Ontology annotation, molecular function: ATP-dependent protein folding chaperone; ATP binding; ATP hydrolysis activity.